Sphaeroforma arctica JP610 is the source of this 439-nucleotide messenger RNA. RefSeq lists its product as hypothetical. The annotation marks the transcript as partial. The transcript is spliced from 4 exons. Lineage: Eukaryota; Ichthyosporea; Ichthyophonida. The record is from RefSeq and is a predicted model, not a curated record.
UCUCACAAGCAACAACGACUCAGAGCACAUGGUGGCCAUGAUCUCCAUGAAGGCUACGCUGCAGCAACUGGAAGUCGAGGAAGAGCUGCAAAUACCUGAGCAUGGCUGGAUUACUAUGCGUGUAGCCGAUGCAUCGCUGUGGUCAACGCUCUACGCUGUUGUGAACGGCUCGGUGGUGGACUUCUACUACGACGACAUCAAUUUGCCAAACAAACCUAAGAAGAAGCUCUCACUGGACAUCUCCACAUAUAUUGCGGCGAUUGAGAUUGAGAAGAGCACGUGUAUAAAGAACGGCUUCAAACUGCUGCCACGGCCCGAUUGCAACAGCGAGGUCGAAGGAUGUGCCGGGCCGUUAGAAUUCCGAGCGGAGUCCAAACGCGAGAAGAUGGAAUGGCAACUCUGCUUCCAAGAAAUCCUGAAGAACUGCAACGACGGCUGA